This is a messenger RNA of Rotaria sp. Silwood1, 948 nucleotides long. Lineage: Eukaryota; Metazoa; Rotifera; Eurotatoria; Philodinida; Philodinidae. The record is from the annotation of a GenBank genome assembly.
AUGGGCUUCCAUUCGAACAAAAGUCUCGUACAAAAAGUUACUGAUAUUCGUAAGAAUGAAAAGCAUAAAAGUCAAAAACAGGAACAAAACAAACAACCACAACAAGAUCCUAUUUCUUUAUCUGAAGAUAAUCAUGAUCUUGUUUCUGUUGCAACAAAUCAUCAAACAGAGAUAUGUGGCGUGUGUUAUCAUUCAUCAACAUAUGGAAUUUGUUCAACAAUUGAUUGUACUCAUGAAGCAAUGGAGAUUCCAUCUGAUGAUGUAGUUGAAAUUGUUUCAUUCGAUUUAGCUGAACAGUUGAAGAUAUUAAUUGAUAAAAAUAUAGAUCUACUUCAAAAAUAUCAGAAUGAAGCACGAACACAAACUACAUCUGAUGCAAACGAUGUUGUUAGAGGUGAUGUUUAUCAAUCUAUACUAAAUGUUCAUAAAGAUUUUUUUGUAUCUGUUAUGAUUCAUAGUGACGGCAUUCCUCUGCAUAAAUCUAAAAAUUGUAAUGCAUGGCCUAUAUUAGGUGCUGUUUUGGAACUUCCACCAUAUUCUAGAACUUGUGCUGAUAAUACUCUUCUUCUUUCUCUUUGGAUAGGAAAACAAAAUCUUAUACAUGAUAUUCUUCGUCGACCACGAUCAUUCUCCAAUGUUGAAAAAUGGAAAGUAUCUGAAGUACAAUUAUUUAUUUUAUAUAUUGGCUCGCCUGUACUUGCUGAAUUUUUACCUGAAGAAAGAAUUGGAGAUUUUGCUUUAUACAAUGUUAUUCUUCGUCUUUUACACGACUAUUGGGAUAAUGAUAAAAAAUUAGGUGAUUCAAUAUCUAAUUUAUUGAAAAUUUACAGUAAAAACUUAUCAAAAAAUGUUAUUUCCAAUGUGUAUCCACCCAAACUACUUACAAUAUCAACUCAUGCUUAUCUGUAUCUUUCUUUUCAAUGUAAAAAAUUCGGUCGACUAAAUUAG